This is a messenger RNA of Carassius carassius (crucian carp), 1873 nucleotides long. RefSeq names its product basic immunoglobulin-like variable motif-containing protein. Gene Ontology annotation, biological process: nucleotide-excision repair. Lineage: Eukaryota; Metazoa; Chordata; Actinopteri; Cypriniformes; Cyprinidae. The record is from RefSeq and is a predicted model, not a curated record. Gene Ontology annotation, molecular function: single-stranded DNA binding; DNA endonuclease activity. The coding region runs from base 379 to 1866 and encodes 495 amino acids. Gene Ontology annotation, cellular component: nucleus. The transcript has 10 exons.
ACGAAUUAACGACGUUUCAUGUUCUUUAGAAGAGGCUAUUGAUGGCUACACUGAUGCUCCUUAGCUAUCAUUCAUAUGUCCGGAUUAUUUAUAUAGUGUCUUAUAUGGUGGUUUAAACUUUACUCUUAAACUAUUGCGGAUAUAUUAUUUAUAAUGUAGUCCUGAAAUGUGUUGUUGUCUUGCCUACCGACUGCCAUCGAUUAAGAAUGACUUACACAAUGGUAACAGUGUCAAGAUGAAGAUGAUGUACAGUAGGCGGAAUUCAACCAUGUGUCAGUGGAUGAUAUUCUUUGUUGAGCUCUCUUCUUGGACUAAGCCACUGCGGUUGGAGUACAUCUGUAGGUUAUUCUCUUAACCAUCAUCCCAGUUCUCCGUUCAAUGCCUAACACUGCGGAAAGUGAAGGCGCCAAGGUAUCUGCUAGGACUGGUCAGGAGGCCCCAUCACGGGCCCCGGCCAGAGAGGAUGAGCGUGAGCGCAGCUUCCUGAGUCCGAUGACGCCUGAUGCGCUGCGGGUACGACGGGCCUCCAGCGCAGAGCUCCAGCUUCCAUGGACCUGCCCUGUAACACACUCCCGAGAGAAGUUCUACACCGUCUGCUCGGACUAUGCACUGCUCAACCGAGCCCGACCCAUUAUCACAUCUGAAGAUGGGCCACCGACCAAUCCAGACACCACAGCUGCAACCCCUUCCCAGAGUCAUUCGGGGGGAAUAAGUAUGUCUUUAGAUGGGAACUGUGAUAUGGAGGUUGUGUCAUCCAGCAACAAGCCUGUGCUGGCCUGGGAGAUUGACACCUCUGAUUUUGACGUGGUUCUAACACGGAAAGCCAGAACAAGUAAUUUAAAGAAAUUCAACUCUAAGAAAAUGAAAUCGUCUGACAGGCCGAGCAGAAACCUGCAAGAUCUCCCGCCACAAGCUUCUCUGGAGGAGAUCAAACAGAGAAAAGUCUUGGACCUCCGCAGAUGGUACUGCAUCAGCCGUCCCCAAUAUAAAACAUCAUGUGGAAUCUCCUCACUUGUCUCUUGUUGGAACUUUCUCUACAGUACUUUAGGUGCAGGCAGUCUCCCACCUAUGUCUCAAGAAGAAGCGCUGCACAUACUUGGUUUCCAGCCUCCAUUUGAAGAUAUUAAGUUUGGACCAUUCACCGGCAAUGCCACUUUGAUUCGAUGGUUCAGACAAAUCAACGAUCAUUUUCGUGUCCGGGGUUGCUGUUACAUUCUGUACAAACCUCAUGGGAAGCACAAGACGGCAGGAGAGACAGCUGAGGGGGCGCUGCUGAAGCUGACGCAGGGACUUAAAGAUGAAUCCAUGGCCUACAUUUACCACUGUCAGAAUCACUACUUCUGUCCUGUGGGCUAUGAAGCCACACCGCUAAAGGCAGCCAAAGCAUACAGGGGGCCACUGCCACUUAAUGAGAUGGAGCACUGGAUACUUAUUGGUGAACCAAGCAGGAAACACCCUGCAAUCCACUGUAAAAAAUGGGCAGAUAUUGUGACAGAUCUGAACACUCAGAACCCAGAAUACUUAGACAUUCGCCACAUAGAGAGAGGCAUUCAGUAUCGCAAAACCAAAAAGGUUGGAGGCAAUCUGCAUUGCAUCAUGGCCUUCCAGAGAGUCAACUGGCAAAAGUUGGGACCGUGGGCACUGAAUCUGGAAAAUCUGAGGCAUGAUCUCCACCAUCAGGCACCAGAACACAGAGGUCAAGCUGCGACAGGGCACGGUUCUGAGGAGCGAGCAGUGAAAUGCCUGGGUAGGUCCCUCAGUACGGGGAACAAGUCUGACAGCUCCUGGAAGCGUUUGUCCAACACAGCAGAGUACAGGCACAGAAGCUCUCCAGACAGUGACCUAGAUGAAGACAUAACUGACUAAAUCUAAA